Telopea speciosissima is the source of this 552-nucleotide messenger RNA. RefSeq names its product 2S albumin seed storage protein PINP1-like. Lineage: Eukaryota; Viridiplantae; Streptophyta; Magnoliopsida; Proteales; Proteaceae. The record is from RefSeq and is a predicted model, not a curated record. The coding region runs from base 1 to 552 and encodes 183 amino acids. The transcript has 2 exons. Gene Ontology annotation, molecular function: nutrient reservoir activity.
AUGGCAGAAGCCCAAGUGCUCAUCGACACCGAAGAGGAUAACCAAUCCCAAAGAGGGAGGUGCCGUGAGGAGUUGCGCGGCCAGCGCUUGCGCAGUUGCCAGCGAUACCUGCAGAGAGGAGGACGUCAAGGAGGACGACAAGGAGGAGGAUGGUAUAUACGCAGCCGUGGUGAUCAGUAUGAAGACGAGUCACUGGACCAGUGCUGCAGAGAGCUGAAGCGCGUGGACGACCGGUGCAGGUGUCAGGCCAUAGAGCGGGCACUUGAUGAGGCUCAGAGGGAAGAGGGCCAGCAGGGAAGAAGGUACGACGAGGACGAGAGGCAAGGAAGAUACGGAGGUCGGGGCCAGCGCCAGAGCCAGAGGGAAGGAAGAUACGAGGGCCGGGGCCAGAGCCACAGCAGAGGAGGAAGGUUCGACGAGUACGGUAGGGGAGGUGACAGGGGCGAUGACUCCAGGGACAGGGACCAGAUGACUCGAAGGGCUGAGAAUCUGCCCAACAGGUGCCGCCUGAAUAGACCCCAGCGCUGCGAGAUAAGGGGAUCUUACAACUGA